AUGGUGGCGGCUCGUGAGGGGGAGGACGACGGGAAGGUGCCGUGGGCUGUGGUGGUGGAGGGGUUGCUCACCACGGGCGCCUUCAGCACCAGUGACCCCGUGACACUUGCCUUCGCGCGAUUGGCCGAGCGGUUCCUGGCGCCGUGGGCGAGAAUAGAGGUGUGGCCGGGUCGGGUGGAGUGGGGAAGGGGGUUAAGGGAAGAGGGAAGAGGGGGGAGGGGAGAUUGGGGUAAGAGGGGUCUUAUUGGUAUCACGGACGGGCUGGGGAAGACAGGCCUCAUCAAGGCGGCAGCACUCAAAGCCAUCGCCACCAACCCCAAGCUAAUGACCUGUGUGGCGCAGGUGCGAGUGGUGGAAGGGCGGGUGUUCUUCCGCUAUGGCUCUUUCCUGGAAGACGAGAGGAAGCUUCUGAGAAUCAACCUGGCGGUGAAGAUGAUUCAUGAAGCCGUGGUCACGUUUGAGCUGCAGACCCUGCGGGCAGAGCUCUAUUUGAACGCGUGUGACGACCCACACAGCUACGACAAUUCACUCUCAUCGGGUCGUUCGGGCUUUGCAGUGCUGAGCUCCCAGUGGACGCCCGGCGUGACGGACAUUCUCUUCCCCGACCCCCUUGACCUCGCGUACCAGCCCUCCUACUCGCCCCGCGCGGGGCAAGUAGGAGAGGCACGGCAGGAGCGGCAGGGGUUGGAGCCGUUGCCGAUAUGGGAGCGGCGGCAGAGCAAGGCAGAGUGGAGGGGGAGGGCGUUGGAGCUGGUGCUAAAGGAGGCCAACUGGGCCACGAGCCUGAGAGUGCGCCUGCACCGCAUGUCAGACGCCCGGCCCGACCUGCUGGACGCACGCCUCACCAUGUGGGGCGAGAAGGACGGCGUUGACGCCAAGAAGCUGCUGCUCAGGCAAGGUGUGGUGCUGGCAGAGGAACUGGAUGACGUGGCAGGGAGAAGAGACUACAAGUACGUGCUGGUGGUGGACGAGCAGAUCGGCACGCGUGACAUGUGUCGCGCUCUGAGUGGCCCGCAGGCCGUCAUCCGCCACGCGUCAGGCUACACGGAGUUCUCUGACCCGCUGCUGCUGCCAGGCGUGCACUAUGCACCCGUGGGGCACAGUUUCCGGGACCUAUUCAGUGUGAUAGAGUGGAUGCAGCGCAACGAUGCUGCUGUCCGCACCAUGGUACGCAACGCCAACGAGCUUGCAGCGCUCGUCUGCACAUGGCACUCGCGCGUGCACUUCUGGGCGGUACUCCUCGCCAAAUACUCCUCCCGUGCCCUCGAGAACCCCGCUGCUGUGGUUGCCCCCACGCCGUGCCGCGGCGGCCGCGCCAGGGUUAGUUCCCAGUGGGCGAAUUCGACUGUUUCUGGGGCUUGUAAAGUGGAGCGGAGUGUAGAUGAAGCGGGGGCGUCGUGGAGUGAGCUGGCGAAGGCUGCUGGGGAGAGAGGGGCUAGUGCGUUGUUGGAGGUUUUGGGUAUUGAUGGGAGCGGUAUGGAGGAAAUGGGAGAUGAUAAUCUGGAUAGGUGUAGUGAUUUUUGUGUAAGUGGGGUGCCUGAGGAUCAAUGGGUAUGGCUGGAUGCGGAGGAGAGCUUGAGGGACGUCUACCCGCAUGAUCCCAUUGGCCGCCUCUGGUUAUCCACUCAGCCUCGUGCCAAGCCUUCCCUUCAGCUGCGAGAUUUCUCGCAAGAGCUCGCCGAGGCCUCGCCGCCGUCGAUUCGGCAAGGAUCCUGCGGUACGGAGGAGAGCGAAUGUGAAGCUCUGGUACCGCCUGAGACGCAGCUAUUCGAUGAGUAUCAACGAGGAACUUACCUUCCUGCCGUCAGUGAUUCGUAUCGAGAAAAUACUACGAAACUUACUGCAGCGGGUGAUGAGAUCGUCACGUGUAAACAGACGACGCGCGAUUCUAUCGAGACAUCGGGCAACGGGGAUGUAUGGGAGGGAGAGGACGCGCACUGUGGUACGGCGCGCUCUUCAUGCGACAGUAAGAGCUCGUGCGAUAGCGAGCGAUCGUGCGACAGCGACGACCUGUCAAGCGACGACGAAUCGUCAAGCAGCGACGAUUCGUGCAGUGGAUUCUCGUCCUUUGGGAGCGAAGAUUCGUUCGAAACUUCCAAUUUUUCCGAAGAAGGCAGCGCAUUGGCUGCCGAACCGCCGAGCGGCGCGCUGGCUCAACAAAACGACGCUGACUCGUUCAAACCUGCGUUGACUCUCGAAGACGACAUACCCUUCCGCGCCACGUGGCCUUUCGGUCCGUACAGGUUCCCGCCGGUGUCGCCAGCGCGUGCGAGAGAGUCGCCCAGCAAGUCGCCCAACAGCAAGGGACAGCGGGUUCGGUGGUGCGACGAAGAAGACGGCGGGUCGCUCGUCGAUGUUCGUGAAUUUGAGCGAAGCGACGUGGAGUGGGAGGAUAUUCGCCUGCCGCCCAGGCGACGCAGAUACGACGCGUCCGACGAGGAUGACGUGUGCGGAUGCGCGGUGCAGUGA
Messenger RNA from Closterium sp. NIES-65, 2469 nucleotides. Lineage: Eukaryota; Viridiplantae; Streptophyta; Zygnematophyceae; Desmidiales; Closteriaceae. The record is from the annotation of a GenBank genome assembly.